This is a messenger RNA of Rhopilema esculentum, 5033 nucleotides long. RefSeq names its product solute carrier family 28 member 3. The record is from RefSeq and is a predicted model, not a curated record. Gene Ontology annotation, molecular function: nucleoside:sodium symporter activity. Gene Ontology annotation, biological process: nucleoside transmembrane transport. Lineage: Eukaryota; Metazoa; Cnidaria; Scyphozoa; Rhizostomeae; Rhizostomatidae. Gene Ontology annotation, cellular component: plasma membrane.
GAAAAUUCAACGCCCAUGGCAAAUAAUUUUUAAAAACUCUGUUGCAAAAAUGUUGGGAACAUGGCCCCCAGGCCCUUUCAUCAGAGGCCCUGAUAACUGCGACAUUAAGGGAAUUUUCUUCGGCAACAUCCUAAGUGAAAAACUCUUUUGGGAAGAAAAUUCCAAUUGAAGAAUAGUCGUCAUCUCUACUUUAUGACACCACAGGAAGCUGCCACUUCUUUUAUGAAAUUGUCAGAGCAAUGAUGCAAAGUAUAUGAUGAGUGGCGGCCGCACGACCGGUGUGAUACUAAAAUCUGCGUGGCAAUCAUGAGUGCGGUUAUAUGAAUUUAAGAUCAGGUGUAAUGACGUCAUACUAAUAUGGUCAUAAUAUAUCAUUUCCUGAAAUUUUGAUAAUGUAUUCUGAAAAAACAAGGAAAAAUUUAUCACCCACAAUGAAAGAUUUGGAAAAAGCUCUAUCGCUUUGUAAAUCAAUAAAUCUACAAGCACGAUUACAACAACAAGAGUGUGAUCGAACGACAACAAAAUAAACAUUAAAAGUAAGAUUCGGUGAGAUCAAUAUGACAUCCAGAAAAGUUGUUAACCUUCCUCCAGACACAAACAUCCCAGAAGGCAAACCUUCCUCACAAAACAAUAGAGAGUUGGCGUGGCUGGGGUGUGUCAUAGGAGCUUCUUUUGUUUUUCGUGGACCCUCCUCCGGUCAGUGGCCGUGCCACCGUAAUGUUUUCCUGUCUCUGGUUUGCAAUGGAUAUAAAGUCCGCGGAAUAGUUUCAUUGUUGCAUGAUUUCACAACUCAGGUAUUGUCGACGUAAAUUUGUUUACACUCGUUAGAAUUUUUCCGGCAUAGUGUAAACAGAGCUCAGAUGGAGCUCGUUACAUCUUUCUGUAAUUGUAGCCACUUCCUUGAAAGAAAAUAUCUGUCGUGCUGAGAGCAUGGCCAAAGGCUGGCUGAAAGACACUGACACAGAAUAGGACAAAGAGGUCUCUGGCAAUGAGGUGAAUUCACCUCAUUGGUCUCUUGAUGCGAAGGGCCGCGGCUUGUGCCCGCUGCCGUCAACAAUCAACAGUAUUUACCCAGGUUUCAUUCUCAUAGCGUGAGUAGUUCACUCACGUGUAUCUGACGAUUGAAGUAAGAGAACAUGUCAGCUAAGAAAGCAUCGUAUAAUUUGAGAGGCGAUGAAGACGAUACAGACGAGAUAACAUCUGCUAAGAAACUAGCUCAAAAAAAGAUUUCGGAGAGUCGAAUUGGAGAUGUGGAAUUGAAAGAUUUAAGUAACGGAGAAAAGGGUCAUGAAGAGACAGUUGUUAACGUACCUGAUAAUGGGAAUGAAGAAGCACCAGCACAUGCCUCUGGCAUCUGUGCACCUUUGGAUAAAUAUCUAUCACUAGUGGAGAAUGCAUGCAAAUCAGUCUAUGAGCAAAACACAUCAACUGUCAAGUUCAUAUUUUUCACAUUCCUUUUUUGUCUGACUGUUGCAUAUGUCCUGGCUGCUUGCAUAAAGAACUUUGAUAAAGCAGUGGACUUGUUUGCUGUGGCUGUUUUUGCCUUGUUCUGUGUUAUAUACACCUUUGUUAAAAAAUAUUUUGGACACUGGAUUUCAAAGAACAUCUUCGAUCCUAUCAUCAGAUUUGUGGAACAUAGAUGGAUGUUUUUCAAAUGGGGCAGUUUGUUGGUAUUUGCAAUUCUGCUGGUUCUUUGGAUAGCACUGGACACUGUGAAAGUUCCAAGUCGUUUAGUUUCCUUUGUUGGUCUGAUAGUGUACAUCAUUUUGGGCUUCCUAUUUUCCAAGCACCGUGCACGGGUGAUAUGGAGACCGGUUAUUUGGGGAUUCGGUCUUCAGUUUGUGUUCGGACUACUGAUUUUGCGAACCGAACCGGGCCGAGUAUUCUUCAAAUGGCUUGGCGACCGUGUCUCGAUCUUCCUUCAGUUCUCUGAUGCUGGUGCAAAAUUCAUCUUCGGGGAUCUCUUCAUGAAUCAUUUCUUUGCAUUUAAAGUGCUCCCGGUCGUUGUGUAUUUCAGUGCCUUUGUCUACAUGAUAUACUAUUUAGGUAUCAUGCAGGUUGUUAUUAAAAAGAUUGCCUGGGUCAUGCAGAUUUCAAUGGGAACCUCAGCAGCUGAAUCCCUUAAUGCUGCUGGAAACAUUUUUAUCGGGCAGACUGAAGCGCCACUCCUGAUUCGACCAUUUCUGCCUGACCUAACGAAGUCAGAAAUGCACGCAGUGAUGACUGGUGGUUUUGCGACUAUCGCCGGAAGCGUCCUUGGUGCUUACAUCGCGUACGGGGUUUCAGCAUCGCAUCUCUUGUCGGCAUCAGUCAUGUCUGCCCCUGCUGCAUUAGCAAUUUCAAAACUGAUGUACCCGGAGACAAAGGUGCCGAAGACAAAGAAUGUAGACGACAUUCAUAUUGAAAAGGGGAAGGAGAAGAACUUUAUUGAGGCCCUCGCUGCUGGAGCAUCAAUGUCUAUUUUGUUGGUUGCCAACAUCGCUGUUAUGCUUAUUGCCUUUUUGGCAAUGAAAGAAUUUCUCAAUGCAAUUUUAUGCUGGCUAGGAGGAAUGUUUGGCAAAUGUGUCACAUUUGAGUUGAUUUGUUCAUAUGUCUUCAUGCCCUUUGCAUACGUCAUGGGCGUUGCAUGGGAUGACUGCUUUGUGGUAGCUGAAUUGUUGGGAAUCAAGACAUUUGUCAACGAAUUCGUAGCAUAUGAAAAGUUAUCUGAAUUAAUAAAGAAUCGAAGACAAAAUCUAUCGGGAACGAAAUUAUCGCUACGUUCAGAAAUCAUAGCCACUUAUGCGCUGUGUGGUUUUGCAAAUAUUGGCUCGAUUGGCGUGCAGAUUGGGGGACUCAGUGCUCUCGCUCCACAACGAAGAUCUGAUCUGGCAAGUGUAGCGGUUCGUGCCAUGAUCGCAGGAACCAUAGCCUGCUUCAUGACAGCAUGCAUUGCAGGUAUUUUGUAUCAAGAUGGGUACGAUGACAGUACCAUCCCGGUUCUAACGACGAUUCUCACGCCAAGAAAUUUCACAAACUUCACCACUGCCAGGCCGUGAAUCAUUUCCAUUCAAUGAGAAAUUUUUAAAGAGAGUGCCAACAAUGAAUUUAUUGGUUCGUAUAUUGCCGCAUUUAUGCCAAUUUUUUUUAUUGAUACCGUCAUUGUGCUGUGCCGAAGGCUUAUAAGUAAUAGCAUUUCUGCAGUCACAUUUUUGAUGAUCGUAUUACGUAUUACGAUAGUGUUGAUAUUUUGAUAUGAUUUUAUUGAUCUUACAUUUCUGUAUAUGAUGCAUCUAUGAUUAAUUGUUCUCAAUAUGGUUAAGUAUCGAAUUUUAUCGGGAAGUAAGUUUCAGCUUGCUAUACUCUAUACUGCAGUUAAGCCUUGUUUUAUAUUACAUGUAAAUAUAGCAUUUCGUUUUUAGAUUCUAUGUAUAGUAGUUAUAAUGCAAGUGAACAGUUUUUGUAAUUAUGUGGCAGGUCCCUCUUUCUUGCUGUUUAGGAAACUCUUUAUCUGAAACUCAGUACUUGUGCUGCUGAGCAGGCAAUAAAGGCCCCGUCUACACGACUACGUUUUCAAAAAAUUGCAUUUUCACUUUGAUGAAGACGGAUAAAAGGAUUUCCGUCUACACGCACGUUUUCACAUUGUCCAUGCCGUCUACAUGAAAACGCAAGAAUCUGCGCAGGCGCAUGUUUUUGCUGAGUUUUUGUUGAAUCGUUUGGAAACGAUGCGUUUUGAAAAAGUUGCGUUUUCAAACAAUUCCACUCUGGAAAGCGUUUUCAAAAAUUUGCGUUCACAUUCACAGAUUUUUCGUUUUCAUGUAGACAGUAAGCUAAAACGCAAAAAUAAAGUUGCGUUUUCAUUUUAAAACGUGCUCGUGUAGACGGGGCCUAAGCAUUGCCGAAUCGGCAGUCCGGGAGGGGGUACUUCCUUUAUGGCCUAACAGGGGGUCCAGUCAGGAUCCAAGAGGACCAAAGCUAAAAUGCUAAAAAUUACCCUCAAAUGAUAGCAUAAGGGUGAAAAUUAUGUCCUUGGUAGCAUCCAUUUCUUUGUACGCGCCUGGACCUUCUUUGAAAAACUUUCUUCGUCAUUGACUGUUGUUAAUUCGGGAAAGAUAAAAACUUGUUCAUUGUCUAUAAUAAAUCGCAAGCUAAACUAAGCCGUUAAGUUAUUAUCGAAACUGGGCCAUUUGGUAGCCAUUUGGUAUAACACUCAAAUCGACUGGACCACCCUGCCAGGCCUUCACGGGAGUACCCCCCUUGGAUCGGCAGUGGAUCGAAUUCUGGUGCUCCAUUGUUUUUACCAAGCGCCCCAAGGUCUUGACAGCUAGUUAAAUUUGAUUCUCUACUACUGAUUUGACGAACAACAUCAAAACUUAAAAUUGGCUUUAAAUAACUGCAAAUUUCAGAAAUCAUGUGUAAUGAGACUUGGAUGGUUUUUGGUGGAAAUAAAAUAUCUCUUAAAUGUUGGAUUGUAUAUGCAUAGUUUUUUUGCGAUGAAGCUGUGAAUUGAAGCCUAAUUUCUGUCGAGAUGACUGGCCUGGGCACUCAUUAAAAUAGUUUCUGAAUGUUUGUCUUAGGUCCCAGGCAAGAACUUUAUUUCCAUAAGAAAGCAGAUCAAAAUGUUUCAUUUUUAGGCCUCGCGUUAACCUUGCUUGUCAAUGAAAACGGAUGAUUUUGAAAAUGCACUUUGAAAAUUUUAGCAAAAUAAAAACGGAGCAAAACGAAUACGAAUUUAUGUGAACGUAUUUUUAGAGGAGAGGAAAAAAGCACCCACUGUCGUUUAAAUUGUCCCUGUCUCCUUCUUUGGCCUGCGCCAUGUGUCCAGGCCAUGUUCGCCGUGUCCCGUUUAGGUAUAAAUGACGAAGUCGUUUAGCGGCUCUAUAUAUUUUGAUGAUUAAAAUUGCUUACAUUCUCAAUUAUUCAAUUGCUUCGUUAUUACUAUGAUUCACCAGGUUAGCCAAUAUUUAUGAUCUAUUUAAUUGAUAGCUAUUGUAUUUUAAUGAUUAGAUUUUCGUAAACAUUGACUUUUAUUCUUUUACGAAAGAAAAUUUCUA